CAGUACAGGAAGAAAGAGAGCGAGUUGUACCCCACCAUCCGGCCACCAAUGCCGGGCUACCGCGGCGGCGGCCCGUCGCCCUCCUCCUCCUCCACCGGCGGCAGUGCAACGAGGAUGCUCCUCCUCCUCACACUGCUGCCGCUCGCGCUCGCCGCUUUCGCCUUUGCGCUCCAGUGGCGCGGUGGCCUGCGGGAACCGGCCGGCGCCGCAUGGCCCGCCGACACGCAGCGCUUCCCUGGCCUGGAGAACAGCCCGCUCGGGUCCUCCUCCUCCCCCGGGGGCGGGGGUUCCUACUUCGCCGUCUCCUCUUCGUCGGCCGCCGACUGCGCCGAGAUCCUCGGCCGGAGCUCAUCAUCCCACGGAAUUUCGCUCUACCACGGCUGGAGCUUCGAUUCCGAGGUCGCUAUAACCCCCAAGAUCUGUAUCACGGGAAGCACAUCUGCUGGUCUACACCAGAUUCUUCCAUGGUUGUAUUAUCACAAGGUCAUUGGUGUUUCACAUUUUAUUCUCUUUGUUGAAGGAGUGGCCGCAAAACCAGCUGUUACUUCUGUUCUUGAAUCUAUUCGGGGUGUAAAAGUUAUUUACAGAACUAAGGAACUGAAAGAGAAACAGGACAGAAGCCGCAUUUGGAAUGAAACUUGGCUGGCAGGUUUCUUUUACAAGCCGUGCAAUUACGAACUAUUCGUUAAGCAAUCACUAAACAUGGAAAUGGCUAUUGUUAUGGCAAGGGAUGCUGGAAUGGAUUGGAUCAUUCACCUUGAUACUGACGAGUUGAUUCAUCCAGCUGGUGCCCGGGAGUACUCUCUGAGGCGAUUGCUUUUAGAUGUUCCUGACAAUGUUGACAUGGUUAUUUUCCCCAAUUAUGAGAGCAGCAUUGAACAGGAUGACAUCAAGGAUCCGUUUACUGAGGUUUCAAUGUUUAAGAAAAAUUAUGAUCAUCUCCCAAAGGAUACAUACUUUGGCCUGUACAAAGAAGCAGCCCGUGGUAAUCCAAAUUACUUCCUCACUUAUGGUAAUGGAAAAUCAGCUGCAAGGGUUCAGGAGCAUUUGCGUCCGAAUGGUGCUCAUAGAUGGCAUAAUUACAUGAAAACCCCAAACGAAAUCAAAUUAGAGGAGGCCGCGAUUCUGCAUUACACCUACACAAAGUUCUCGGACCUAACUUCGAGGAGGGAUAGGUGUGGCUGCAAGCCAACAAAGGAAGAUGUGAAGAGAUGUUUUAUCUUGGAAUUUGACCGAUUGGCCUUUAUAAUUGCAUCAACAGCGACGGAGGAGGAGAUGAGGAACUGGUUCCGAGAACGUGUUAUGUGGAACGACAAAGACACCAAUUUGAAACUUUUAAGGAAGGGUGUCUUAACUCGUAUAUACGCACCGAUGGCUAUCAUUCGUGGUCUCAAGGAAUCUGGCGUCUUUACAUCUGCAGUAACUUCUGCAAAAGCACAGUCGAAAAUGAAAUCGUCAAAUAUGGGUCUUGAAAACAAGGAGUCUAUCCGACCAAACGUAACAGCUGGUGAAUCCACAUUAGAAGGUAAUAAUGACAAAUUGCAAGCAACUGCAAGAAAGAUCCUAGAAAUGGUUGAAGACCAGGAAGAAGCAAUGCCACCAAUGUCACCCCCCGCUUUUGCCGAGUUGAUGGAAACUGCUUUGUCAUGAAGUUACGUGAAAUUCUGGAGGCGUUUUUUACUUUUGUCGCUCUUAGGGGACAGAGAUUUUAACCAUGCAUGCAGCCUUGAGCGUAUCUCUCUCUUUGUUUGGUUCAGAGUCCAGAUCACCACUAGUCUGCCAGUUUGCUGGUGUGUAUAGAUAACACAGGCUUGUUGGUCGUUGUAUCUUGGAACUCCGUCUCCCGAUGUCUUACUGAUGUAAACUCGCAUUUAUCAAAAUAAGAAAAGAAAGAUGCAAAUACUCCA
Messenger RNA from Phragmites australis (common reed), 1907 nucleotides. Its product is annotated as glycosyltransferase-like KOBITO 1. The record is from RefSeq and is a predicted model, not a curated record. NCBI's taxonomy places the organism in Eukaryota, Viridiplantae, Streptophyta, Magnoliopsida, Poales, Poaceae. Gene Ontology annotation, biological process: cellulose biosynthetic process; response to abscisic acid. The transcript is spliced from 11 exons. The coding region runs from base 49 to 1650 and encodes 533 amino acids.